Molecule: messenger RNA, 438 nt
Organism: Helobdella robusta
Lineage: Eukaryota; Metazoa; Annelida; Clitellata; Rhynchobdellida; Glossiphoniidae
Exons: 3
Coding region: 1-438 (145 amino acids)
Source: RefSeq, a predicted model, not a curated record
AUGCACCAACAUUCGUUUCCAUGGACACCGGCUAAUUUGCAUUUGCCAUUAAAUAGUUUGAACAAUCAACCAACAAGCAUAAUAUUGCAACUGGUAGUUGUUAGACGCCUGGAACAUCUGGAAAGUGAACAACUGCUUGACGAAUGGUUCGCAUGCAACAUGGAGGAUGGGACGAGCAACCACAACAGCCACAAGUGCCCUGCGCAAUAUUGGUACAACCCGUCAAAAAGUUGUUCCUCUCCGUUCUACAAUAUUCUGGAAAGCAUCAGAAACAUGGGCAGAGACAUUCCCGACCAGAUCAAACAAGAAAAAUUGUGUUGCACAACAAUAAGCCAUGAUUUCAGCUCGUCUCCCCUGGGCACACUGCAAGCACAUGUACUUGCUGUUAUAAUGACCAUGACAAUGGUGAUGACGACAACGACGAUGAAGAUGAAAUAA